AUGGCGGGGCAACUAUUUGCAACACCUUGUCGGAGAAAAGACUAUGGCGGGGCAACUAUUUGCGACACCUUGUCGGAGGAGAAAGACUAUGGGCGGGGCAACUAUUUGCGACACCUUGUCGGAGGAAAGACUAUGGCGGGGCAACUAUUUGCAACACCUUGUCGGAGAAAAGACUAUGGCGGGGCAACUAUUUGCGACACCUUGUCGGAGAAAAGACUAUGGCGGGGCAACUAUUUGCAACACCUUGUCGGAGGAAAGACUAUGGCGGGGCGACUAUUUGCGACACCUUGUCGGAGGAAAGACUAUGGCGGGGCGACUAUUUGCGACACCUUGUCGGAGGAAAGACUAUGGCGGGGCGACUAUUUGCGACACCUUGUCGGAGGAAAGACUAUGGCGGGGCAACUAUUUGCAACACCUUGUCGGAGAAAAGACUAUGGCGGGGAAACUAUUUGCGACACCUUGUCGGAGAAAAGACUAUGGCGGGGCGACUAUUUGCGACACCUUGUCGGAGAAAAGACUAUAGCGGUGCAACUAUUUGCAACACCUUGUCGGAGAAAAGACUAUGGCGGGGCGACUAUUUGCGACACCUUGCCGCGGGAAAGACUAUGGCGGGGCGACUAUCUGCAAAUAUGGGGGGCAACUAUCUGCGACACCUUGUCGGAGAAAAGACUAUGGCGGGGCAACUAUUUGCAACACCUUGUCGGAGAAAAGACUAUGGCAGGGCAACUAUUUGCGACACCUUGUCGGAGGAAAGACUAUGGCGGGGCAACUAUUUGCGACACCUUGUCGGAGGAAAGACUAUGGCGGGGCGACUAUUUGCAACACCUUGUCGGAGGAAAGACUAUGGCGGGGCGACUAUUUGCAACACCUUGUCGGAGAAAAGACUAUGGCGGGGCGACUAUUUGCAACACCUUGUCGGAGAAAAGACUAUGGCGGGGCGACUAUUUGCGACACCUUGUCGGAGGAAAGACUAUGGCGGGGCGACUAUUUGCGACACCUUGUCGGAGGAAAGACUAUGGCGGGGCGACUAUUUGCAACACCUUGUCGGAGGAAAGACUAUGGCGGGGCGACUAUUUGCGACACCUUGUCGGAGGAAAGACUAUGGCGGUGCGACUAUAUGCGACACCUUGUUGGAGAAAAGACUGGUGGGGCAACUAUUUGCAACACCUUGUCGGAGGAAAGACUAUAGCGGUGCAACUAUUUGCAACACCUUGUCGGAGGAAAGACUAUGGCGGGGCAACUAUUUGCGACACCUUGUCGGAGGAAAGACUAUGGCGGGGCGACUAUUUGCGACACCUUGUCGGAGAAAAGACUAUGGCGGGGCGACUAUUUGCGACACCUUGCCGCGGGACAGAGGAUGGAAGGUGA
Messenger RNA from Necator americanus (New World hookworm), 1368 nucleotides. RefSeq lists its product as uncharacterized. The transcript has a single exon. The coding region runs from base 1 to 1368 and encodes 455 amino acids. Lineage: Eukaryota; Metazoa; Nematoda; Chromadorea; Rhabditida; Ancylostomatidae. The record is from RefSeq and is a predicted model, not a curated record.